Molecule: messenger RNA, 1804 nt
Organism: Cercospora beticola
Lineage: Eukaryota; Fungi; Ascomycota; Dothideomycetes; Mycosphaerellales; Mycosphaerellaceae
Gene: BIO2
Product: biotin synthase
Biological process (GO): biotin biosynthetic process
Cellular component (GO): mitochondrion
Molecular function (GO): 2 iron, 2 sulfur cluster binding; biotin synthase activity
Source: RefSeq, a predicted model, not a curated record
CACGCGGCGUGUUAUUUUGGCCACCAUGGUCGCUGGCGUGCAAUUGCAGCAGCGACUGUGUGUUGGCCGAAAUCAAUCGACUCUGUGUGUCUGCCGUUUUGAACUUGCAUUGCCGCCAUGUCGUUGAGCCUUGUCCUCAAAAGGCCUCCUGUGCCAGCCCUCCGCACCGCAGCUGCCACGGCCAAACGGACAUUCAGCACGCCUGUGGAUGACUCCUUUUCGCCCAUCUCCGCCACCUCUCCGCCCUCCGCCGCCAGCCAGGGAGCAUUAUGGCACGCAGUCAACGCUCGUGCUCCACGCUACGAUUGGACCAAGGAUGAGAUCCGUGAGCUGUACAACACGCCGCUCAUGGAGCUGGCUCACCAGUCGGGUGUUAUCCAUAGACGCUUCCACUCCCCGUCAGCGGUACAAAUGUGCACGUUAAUGAACAUCAAGACUGGUGGAUGUAGCGAAGACUGCUCCUACUGCGCUCAAUCCACGCGUUACAACACUGGGCUCAAAGCACAGAAAAUGUCGCCGGUCGACGAGGUGCUCAAGGCGGCUCGCAUAGCAAAAGACAACGGCAGCACACGGUUUUGCAUGGGAGCUGCCUGGAGAGACAUGCGAGGUCGUAAGACGAGUCUGAAGAAUGUCAAGGCCAUGGUGGAAGGCAUUCGAGCCAUGGACAUGGAAGUGUGCGUGACACUCGGCAUGAUCGACCAGAACCAAGCCGAUGAGCUCAAGCAGGCUGGACUGACGGCGUACAACCACAAUGUGGACACCUCACGAGAGCACUAUCCGUCUGUCAUCACGACACGAACCUACGAUGAGCGUCUUCAGACGCUCUCGAAUGUCCGGAACGCAGGUAUCAACGUGUGCUCUGGUGGGAUUCUUGGCCUUGGAGAGACGCCAGAAGAUCAUGUUGGCCUUUUGUAUACCGUUUCGACAUUGCCAGCGCAUCCAGAGAGCUUCCCCGUGAAUGCUCUUGUGCCCAUCAAGGGAACACCGCUGGGGGAUGACCCAUCACGCAAGCGCAUAUCCUUCGACGCAAUCCUGAGAACCAUUGCCACAGCGCGACUGGUGAUGCCAGCAACCAUCAUCCGCAUCGCAGCAGGCCGCACGACCAUGAGUGAAGCCGAGCAGAUCCUUUGCUUCUCCGCCGGAGCCAAUGCUGUUUUCACAGGUGAGAAGAUGCUUACCACGGACGCUGUGGGCUGGGACGCAGACAAAGCGAUGUUUGAGAAGUAUGGUCUGGUACCGAUGAAGAGCUUCGAAAGGGGCGGCUUUCGUGAGACGAGUUGGGCCGAUGUGAAGCAGUCUAUCAUGCCAGAGAUGUCGACAACCGCUGCGAGUGCUGCUUCAUAGUCUUUGCGAGGGCAGAGUGUUGCCGAGUGCAUAUGCAAUCAUCUAGAAUGCCACAUCGGCAUGCAUAGUGACAACUUCUCGUGCCACGCCUCAACCACCUGCUCGAUGACAGCACAGUCAAGUGACCAUUCAACGAAAGCUACCCAAGCUACAAGAACAGGAACAAAACAGGUUCAGGAACAGAACAUCAAGCGGGUCAGAGCGAACCACCACAACCAGGUUGCACCUGAUCGUCCGCCGGGCCGCGUGCCGUGCAGCACGACGCAAUGAUCCCAGUCGCACAUCUUCUUAGUACCGACUCACUGGUAAACAUUGAUGUGGCUGUGAGUUUCCCAGUUCAGUUGACCUCUGAGAAGGAGCGACGCACUAGGGACCUGCAGCUUCAAUCUUACUUACAGAGAGUAUAUGCAGCCUCGCCGUUGAGCAACACGAAGUUUAUGGUCCACUUGAUACGAUGCGG